Molecule: messenger RNA, 3723 nt
Organism: Solea senegalensis (Senegalese sole)
Lineage: Eukaryota; Metazoa; Chordata; Actinopteri; Pleuronectiformes; Soleidae
Gene: kcnb1
Product: potassium voltage-gated channel, Shab-related subfamily, member 1
Exons: 3
Coding region: 139-2640 (833 amino acids)
Biological process (GO): potassium ion transmembrane transport; protein homooligomerization
Cellular component (GO): voltage-gated potassium channel complex; membrane
Molecular function (GO): protein binding; delayed rectifier potassium channel activity
Source: RefSeq, a predicted model, not a curated record
AUUGAUCGUUCACAGAGCGCUACGUGCCAGUUGGAUGCGAUGCAGGAUGACAACAACUCACACAGUAAUGAAAGAAAACAGGACCAACUGUAGUCCGUAGCCUUGGACGUCUGCCUGCUGCCACGUCACAAAGUCAUCAUGGAGAAAUCUUUGGCAGAAUUAAACAAAGCUGGCUCCCGCUCAACAUCAUCACUGCCACCUGAGCCAGUGGACAUCAUUCGAAGCAAGACAUGCUUCCGCAGAGUGCGGCUGAACGUCGGGGGCCUUCCACAUGAGGUCCUGUGGCGAACGUUAGACAGGCUACCGAGGACACGCUUGGGGAAGUUAAGAGACUGCAACAACCACGAGACUCUGAUGGAGGUGUGCGACGACUACAACCUCGAGGAGAACGAGUACUUUUUUGACCGCCAUCCGGGGGCGUUCACGUCCAUCCUAAACUUCUACCGCACGGGCAAGCUGCACAUGAUGGAGGAGAUGUGCGCCCUCUCGUUCAGCCAAGAGCUCGACUACUGGGGAAUCGAUGAGAUCUACCUGGAGUCCUGUUGCCAAGCGAGAUACCACCAGAAAAAGGAGCAGAUGAACGAGGAGCUGAAACGGGAGGCGGACAAUCUGAAAGACCGGGAGGGAGAAGAAUUUGACAACACGUGCUGUGCCGAGAAGCGGAAAAAACUCUGGGACCUCUUGGAAAAGCCCAGCUCGUCUGUCGCGGCAAAGAUCCUGGCCAUCAUCUCCAUCCUCUUUAUCGUGCUGUCAACGAUUGCUUUGUCUCUGAACACCCUCCCAGAGCUGCAGGGCACAGAUGAGUUCGGCCAGUCCACAGACAACCCGCAACUGGCCCACGUGGAGGCUGUGUGCAUUGCCUGGUUUACCAUGGAGUACCUGCUCCGCUUUCUCUCCUCCCCCAACAAGUGGAAGUUCUUUAAGGGCCCACUGAACGUCAUCGAUCUGCUGGCCAUCCUGCCGUACUAUAUCACCAUAUUCCUGACAGAAUCCAACAAGAGUGUGCUGCAGUUUCAGAACGUCCGCCGCGUCGUUCAGAUUUUCCGCAUCAUGCGGAUCCUGCGCAUUCUGAAGCUGGCGCGUCACUCCACGGGUCUUCAGUCUCUGGGCUUCACCUUGAGGAGGAGUUACAAUGAGCUGGGUUUGCUUAUCCUCUUUCUGGCUAUGGGAAUCAUGAUUUUCUCCAGCCUGGUGUUUUUCGCUGAAAAGGACGAGGAGGAUACAAAGUUUAAAAGCAUUCCAGCUUCUUUCUGGUGGGCUACUAUUACAAUGACCACUGUAGGCUAUGGAGAUAUUUACCCAAAAACUCUAUUAGGCAAGAUUGUGGGAGGGUUAUGUUGUAUAGCGGGAGUGCUGGUGAUUGCUCUGCCUAUUCCCAUUAUUGUAAAUAACUUCUCUGAAUUCUAUAAGGAGCAGAAGAGGCAGGAAAAAGCACUUAAAAGAAGAGAGGCACUCGAGAGAGCAAAACGAAACGGCAGCAUUGUCUCAAUGAACUUGAAAGAGGCUUUUGCUCGGAGCGCAGAGCUGAUGGACGUGGUGAUCGAAAAAAGUGAGCGGCCUCAUGACAACCACCUAUCUCCAAGUCGUUGGAAAUGGACGCCGAAGAGAGCUGCGUCCGAGACGAGCUCAAAUCAUUCCUUCAAUGCCCACGAGUUAGGUUCUCCCAGCAAAGCCUGUGCUACAAGUCCCCAGAGGCUCAAUGUGCAGAAGCUAGAGGAGAUGUACAACCAGAUGGCAAAGACACAGUCACAACCGAACCUUAAUUCUAAAGACAGAGCCUCCAGAGUCAUCAAACACAGGGAUGAGAUAGAGCUAGGCGCCAUUCAGGAUCGUGGGCCACCGGUGCUAGGGACCAGAGAGGGCGUAGGGGAUAUGAAAAGCUUGUCCAGCAUUGACAGCUACAUCAGUUGUGCUACAGACUUCCAGGAGAAUACACGUUUCCCUCACAGUCCAGCAAUGGACCUCAGCCUUCAGGAGAGCAAACGACUUUCCCACUGUCCAGUUACAGCUUUGUCUCAGCACGGCAGUGCGAAAACAGGCCAGCAGACCACUCGGGAGCUUGAGCCCAUGCUGACUCCCAUGUCUGUCACAAAGCCCUCGUGCUCAGAGAAUGCAAGGAAAUUCUUCUUUUCUGGAAACUCCUCAAAAAGCCUUAUCCCUAAAGUAGGCUGCCGCAGUGAUGGGGACUCAGGCCGGUCCCCACUGUCAGACAGCUCGGUCCUGUCAGACCACUCUCUGCUAAGUCCUGAAGUUUCUAUCUACACCACUGCCAGCAGCAGGACCCCACCAAAGUCACCAGAGAGCACCACCCUGGCUCCCAGUGUCUUCACCUUCCACGACUCCUCCAUCAACAAAUACAUCGACGCCGACACAGACGACGACGAGCACCUCCGCGACAUCUCCGAUGCAAGUCCCUCGGAUCGUCUGUUGGCAGGAUCGAGCCCAAAACACAGCAUCAACAUCAAUUACCAAAGGGGCGCCAACCAUUUAGAAGCAGCUCAGAAAAUGCUGGGCCAGAAUUGCUUGUUCCCCCUUGAAGGGAUUCGUGGGUUAGCGCAUGAGAAUCACAUAAGUCAUGAAAUGACACACAGACCAAAGGUUGAGAGAGGGCGACAAAACACUUUGGAUAAAGGCCUCUGAGGUACGAGGAGCAGAGACUAACGGGGGGAGUGUUUGUGGUAAGGACAUUGGACGGACUAAAAACACUUCAUAGGCCCGAGACAGUGGAAGAAGGAGAAACAAGGGUCUCACCAUGACAUUUCACAAAUGACCUGAGCAUGCCGUUGGGCAAUAAGCUCCAAGCAAACACUUGUGGUGAAUACUCUGGGAGAAAAAAGAAAAACAUUUCCAAAUGGGAGAAUGUCACUGCCCCUCCUUCAGCUCAUUCCUAUUAGCAGUAUUCCACAACCACAAAACAAAAGGAGCACUCCCAUGUUGCUGACAGGUUUGUUCGGAGAUCCCAGUGGAAACAGAGUCAUCAGAGAGAGAUAGUUUUGUGGUUGACGUCGGUGUAACCCAAUUGAAUGAUGUGGUCUUAGCAACAUAGGGUGUGCCUCUAUAUUCUCUAUGGAAAAAAAAAAAUCCCAGCUGCUCACUGUCCCAUUACAGAGUCCCAGUUCAUUUUGUAGUCUUGGAGAUACAGGAGAGGACCUAGAGGCCUAUAAGCUACUCACUUAUGCCCUUCAUUCCCAAACCUAGCCUUAGUCAUUGACAUUUUCAGAGGUGUGUCUGUUUGUGCGUACGCAUGUAUGAGAGUGCGAAUGCCGAUGGGUGAUGUAAUGUAUACACACCCUCGAGAUUGUGCUACCUGAUUUAUUUUUAUAUAUAUAUAUAUAUAUAUAUAUCUAUAUAUAUCUAUAUAGUAGAUAAGAGAAUGGUCCAAUAGAGAUAUGUGGUUUGCUCGUCUGCUGUGUCAUAAUCAUGAAGAGCAAUCCUCUAUAAAGGCGUCAGUGCACGUCAUCUGCCGUCAUUAACGUGCUUUAUUUUCCCAUUAUGUUGUCAUGUCACUGUGAGUUUGGAUGAUACUUUCUAAUCUCUACCAGUGGUUAUUGUUGUGCUUAGCAUCCCGGUGUCAUUACAACAGUUGGUAAUCUUGAAAGCACACAUUUAUGAAGCAUGCUUGCAUCCAACCAGUCAACAUACAGAAAAACACAAGUGGCUUGUUCUUCAUAUCUAAAGAAAAGAUUAUUAUUAUAUAUACACAUAUAUGUAUAUAUGUAUAUG